UGUGUGUGUGUGUGUGUGUGUGUGUGUGUGUCACAGCAGAGACACAUGCUGCCUGUUCAGUCACACUUCCAGACUUUUUCCGGCCUGCUCUGAGCUUCUGGGACAGGUUUUGUUCUGUUUCUGUGUGGACAGGUCCGGAGCACAGCCUGUGGAUUCUGCUCUGUGAUACAUACGAUGUGAUUUCUGGACUUUUUUGGGGGAUUUUAUCUUUAUUUUUUCUCACUGGGCAUCUCGUCUCUCUCAGGUUUGAGAGAAUUCUGCUUUCAUCUGUCCGUCUUCAACAUGGCAGAGGAAAUCCUCAACUUUCCCUUCCCAGAUUUAUACGAGCUGGAGAAUAAAAUCGGAAGGAAAACCCCAGAAAGUCUUCUGACGUGGAUGAAGGAUGCUACAGGGUGUGAGGACACCAGGAGCUCAGAUGGCAGCUUUCACUUCAGCAGCAGUUUAUCAGAGAAACUCUCUGAAUUAAAACAAGAGAUGACGAGGCUUCGCUCGGCUGACGUGAGGAUCCUUCGGCAGCUGGUGGCAGUGCACGAGGGGAUCGAGGCCAUGCACUGGCUGAUGGAGGAGAGGGGCGGUAUGAUCGGCCUGCUGGAAGAAGACGACGAAGAACUCGGGCUCUGCAUGUCCCCCUACAGAGACAGUCCGAGUCCAAGCCCGAGUCUGAGUCCAGCCUCGCCGGAGUCUUUGAGUGAAACCAUCAGUGAAAACCCAGUGGAUAAAACAAGUGCCAACAGUUACAAUUCAAGUCUUUUCGAGUCACUUGAAGCAGGACCUUCAAGUCUCUGCAGCUUCAGCUGUGAAACCAGCGGUUCUGUUCACGACCCUCAGGUGGAGCCGGUCACUGAUGCCGUCAUUCCCAUCAGCGAUGAAGUAGCCGAGUCGCUAAAGCGAAUGCCAGAUCCGGCACGGCUGCGAAACAUCAAAAGUGGAGCUGAAACCAUCAAAAGAGCUCUGCUCAGAUGUAGCAAACUGAGAAGACAAACGAAAGCAGAAAAAACUAGGCUGACUCCAGUUUUAGGAAGGAAGAACACAGAGGAGAGCUUCGACUCGACAGAGAAGGACCAGAGUUCAGCCUGUGGAACAGAUCCAUCACUGACCUACAACUCUCAGUGGUCCUGGAUGCAAUCUAAGGAUGAUGUCACCAAUUUAUAGUUUGGAGAUGUUUUUCUUUAAGUAAAUGCCAGAAAGUGUAAACUUCCUGAGACACAAGAAGAGUAAAAAACAUGUUGAUGUUAGGAGUGUCCUGCUGGAAUGAUGCUGUUUAACGUGAUGAGUGUCGUCUUUGUGUUAAUUCACUCUGAGCUUCUUUAGGAUUGGUUUGGUGGCUUUCUGUGUGACUGUGUGUGUCCGACUUUGUGAACAAAAUUAAAUAACUAAAGUUGAACAUGGUGAAGCCAAUGCAACUGGUUGAGAAAACACUGUUUGGUGCAUGUUUGAGAUUUUGGAGUUAUGCCUUUUUCUUUUGUUCUCCAUCUUGUUUUGUUUUCAUAAAAUAUCUGCGGAGCCAGAGGUGUGGUUGAGGUGAAGUAGGAGUCUCUGCAGACGAGUGGGCGUGUCCCAACGAAAGGCGAUUCUAAAGCGACACACCUGAUUUGACGGACUUUUGUUAAAGGGACACAACGGACAAGCAAAAUAAGGGACGUCACCGUACGGCACCACCUGAUUGGACAAGAACAAAAGGGGCAUUACUGUACGGCACCACCUCAUUGGACAAG
Molecule: messenger RNA, 1715 nt
Organism: Austrofundulus limnaeus
Lineage: Eukaryota; Metazoa; Chordata; Actinopteri; Cyprinodontiformes; Rivulidae
Product: leucine rich adaptor protein 1
Exons: 3
Coding region: 283-1152 (289 amino acids)
Biological process (GO): positive regulation of canonical NF-kappaB signal transduction
Source: RefSeq, a predicted model, not a curated record